Messenger RNA from Astrephomene gubernaculifera, 503 nucleotides. The record is from the annotation of a GenBank genome assembly. Lineage: Eukaryota; Viridiplantae; Chlorophyta; Chlorophyceae; Chlamydomonadales; Astrephomenaceae.
CACGUUUUGUCUUCAAAGUAUAAUUAUCAUCCUGUCUGUGCUGAGACUUGCUGCAGUGCUCUUAGAAGCUUCCAUAGCCACAGUAAUCGAACAAGCACGCCGUCUGUACCUGCUGUCCAUGAGCACUGCAGGGAGCCCAAACGUUCUGUCGAGAUAUCGAGAACUAUUACGCCUUAUUUUGAGGCUCCCGCAAACGCAGCGUUCACAGGCCCUCAACGAGGCUCGGACAACCAUCCGCUCUCGACGAUCAGUGACGAACCCUGAGGAGGUUCUUAAGCAUCACAAAGAACUCUCCUCUAAAAUCGGCUAUCUACGUAUAAUCACCCCUAAGCGGCCAGGCGAAGUUCAGUCAGGGUCGUACAUCGUCCGCGACGGCAGGCUUAUACAGGGUGCUGGGGAGGCCAAGGGGACGAGGGUUGCGGAUGGCACGAUAACUCACGAGGAGGCCAUGCGGCGAAACGAGCGAGACUUCAAGCGCUUCUACGGUGCAGCAAAGCCCAAGA